AUGACCUCCUCCGAAAUUAAAAUGCAGUUUGACAACUUGGUGCAAAGUGAAUGUGCUUCAUCGGGAUACAACGGUAUCAGUAGUGGUUCAAACACGAUAUCGGAAUUAGAUGCCGCCAAAGCAUUACUAGACCUUCGCGGACAAAUUUUUCAUUUUAAUGCUGGUGGCAUCUGGACUCGCGAAACUGAAGAAAUCGAAGAGCCUUCGACUGCAUCAAAACUUUUCAACAGACUCUACACUAUUACACCUAAAAGACACAAAUAUGAAAGUGCUGAUCAAAACACAGAGGAAACCCCUGCUAAAACCACAAGGGAAUGGGAAACCCAAACAGACGUUAGAAAUCGUUUACCCGAAAUCGAGGAGAUGGAUACUGUAAUCAAGGGACUCUUUAAGAGAUUGGAGGUACUACAAUCCCAAGUAGGAUCUAAAGUAUUAAAAGUUGAUUCGACCGCAGAAACGGCGGCGACCAGCGAUAACCGAUCUGAGACCGACUCUCGGAAAACCUACAAACGUAAGCGUAAAAUUUCUGAUUUCGAUGUAACUCCAAGUUAUAGAAAAUACAGAAAGAGCGAUUUCCAAUCCAAAAUAUCAAACACAAGGACCAAAAAUUUCAGCAAAACGAUUGGAGAAUUGGUCCCUAUAGGAGACGGUAAUGCUGUGGUGCCUGCUACACUUUUGAAAAACAUGGACUGGACUUCUUACACCAAUUCUUCGAGGAAAUUGUUAACAGCAGUUUUUCCUCGCAACGUUCUCGCGACCCACUCCCUGACUGGCAAACGUUCGCCCGCAUUCCCAAACAAAGCUGCUAAGAAGAAACUGGAGCCAGCCUUAGUCAAUGACAUCGUGCAAACCGUGAUGGAACGGUGUAAGGUACCCGAGAACUUUGUCAGAACAAGCAUUACCACAAAAUGUUCGGACGAAAGUAAGAGAGUGCGUAACGGAAAUAGUAAAAAGAAAAAACUGAGGCCUUAG
This is a messenger RNA of Leptosia nina, 972 nucleotides long. The record is from the annotation of a GenBank genome assembly. Lineage: Eukaryota; Metazoa; Arthropoda; Insecta; Lepidoptera; Pieridae.